AUGAGCGUGAUUUUUAGGCGAGUACUGUGUUCUCGUGUUGUGACCCAGCCUUCCAAUACAGCUUUGUGGCUUCGUCUAAGAGCUUUUAGCGAUGCUGUACAGAAAUGGACUGACCAAAAGAUUGGCGAAACAGUCAAAAAAGACAAAGUUGUCGUGUUCAUGAAGGGGGUCCCUUCGCAGCCCAUGUGCGGGUUUAGCAACGCUGUGGUACAGAUUCUGCGCAUGCAUGGAGUAGAUAAGUUUACAAGUUUCAAUAUUUUAGACGAUGAAGAACUCAGAAGUAGAAUCAAAGAAUUUUCUGAAUGGCCGACUAUUCCGCAAGUUUACAUCGGGGGUGAAUUUGUCGGCGGGUGCGACAUCAUGAUCAAAAUGCACCAGGAAGGGGAUCUUAUCGGGGAGUUGAAAAAAGUUGGUAUCGAUUCGGCGUUAGCUGGAGAAGCAGAAAAGAAAGACUCAUAA
Messenger RNA from Nematostella vectensis (starlet sea anemone), 459 nucleotides. RefSeq names its product glutaredoxin-related protein 5, mitochondrial. The coding region runs from base 1 to 459 and encodes 152 amino acids. The transcript has a single exon. NCBI's taxonomy places the organism in Eukaryota, Metazoa, Cnidaria, Anthozoa, Actiniaria, Edwardsiidae. The record is from RefSeq and is a predicted model, not a curated record.